CCUCCAUCUGUUCUGCUGUUCCAGAUCUGCAUCUCUGUUCCAGAUCUGUAUUGCUGUUGCAGAUCACCAUCCAUCUAUUCUGCUGUUUGCUGUUUGCUGUCUGCUGUUUGCUGUUCCAGAUUUGCAUCUCUGUUUCAGAUCUGUAUUGCUGUUGCAGAUCUGUGCUGCUGCUGUACACCGGAGGAAGGGACGCCGUGAAGACCUCCGUUGCCGCUGUGCGUCGCUGCUGUACAGCAGAGGAAUCGACGUCGCUUCUGCAGUGAAGACUACACUUUGAAGAUAUAUGGCUACCCCACCUGAGAACAGUGGUGAUGCUCCACCCACUGAAGAAGAAGCAUUCAAGGAGGUUAAACGGGGUAAAACUGUUAUGAAAGCAGUAAUACGGGCUCGAGCAGCUGGUCGUAAAUUACCAGUAAAUUGGAAUGAUAGGGGCCAAUUAGUUAAGUCUCCUCAGUUGGCCAGUUACAUAGGGGUCUUAGCUCGUCAUUAUGUUCCCUGUUGCAUUGCAGACUGGAGAAAGAAAAAUGACCCACAGCUUGAAGAAGCAAAAAAUAAUAUAUGGGAAGAUUUGUGUAUAUCUUUUGACCUGGAUGAGAGUCAUAGGCAUUAUAUCAUGAGAAAAGCAGCAUAUGCUCAUAGAAAGUUUCGAGCUACCCUCACAACAUAUCAUCUAAAAGAUGCAAAUGAAGAAUUCAAUCCUCAUCCUCCUAAAAUGUAUCCAGAGAUCCAGCAAGAGCAUUGGGAUGAAUUUAUUAAAAUGCGCCAACAGCCUGAAUUUCAACAGAUCAGCCAGGUCAAUCGCUCUAGAGCCGCAAGUACUCCUUUUCAAUAUAGAGCAGGAAGAAAGAGCUAUCCAGAUAUUGAACAUAGUUUGAGGGAAGAAGUUGGACCUAAUGCUCCAAUUUCUCGAGCUCUUGUUUGGAAGACUGCUCGAGAAGAUAAAGAAGGCAAAUUACCUGAUGAACGCACUCGAAAAGUCUGGGAGGAUUGUGAAGCAUUAUCACAAUCAAUAUCACAAGAUGAUGUGGGGGAGCAUGUGGAUGUCCUUGGUAGGGCAUUGGGAGCUCCAGAGGUCUCUGGUCGUGUUAGAGGAGUUGGAUUUGGCAUUUCUCAGGGCACCUACUUUGGACGUCGGUCUAAAAUUUUUACUGAAGAUGAUUUUAAUGCAAGGAUGGCAGAAAUGGAGGCGAGAAUGGAAAAAAAAUUUCAAGCUCAAAUGGAAAAGAGAUUUGAGCAAAUGAUUGGAGUUAUAAAUAUGCCACAAGGUAGCCCCAGUGAUAAAGAUAGUUGCUCCUUCCAUACUAAAGAAGACUUUCCUAAGGGCGAGUCUCAAUGUCAAUUAUGGUUAGAAUCACCACAUUGUCGUGUUGUGGCAAUCGGAUCUGUGUAUAAUGAUAAUAGUGUUACUAUACACUCCAGACCAUUGCUUGCUGAUCACUUAAAGGUGACUAUAACUAUUCCAAUAGAAAAUGAUGCUGAGUUGCCAGUGCAAAUAGAAGAUGAGGAUAUAUUCACGAUUUUUGAUGCCGUUGGAACUUAUGUGGCUUGGCCUUCAAAGCUCAUUAAGUUACAGUCCUCAAAAUUUAAAGAAGUUGUAAAAAAGCCAAUCAAAGCGAAAGAAAAGCCAUCGAAAGGAUCUACCUCUGUGACUAAGGCAAGGAAGACCAGCACAGAAUCUACUCAGUUGAAAUAUCCUCAUCAAAAUGCACUUGAAAUGAUUAUGCGGACAACAUUGAAAAAUGAGAUUCGUGAAGUAGAAUUUGAAAAGGAGAUUUAUGGUGAAAUAAUUAGCGAAAAAUUAGCAGCUGAAAAUAUUAACGAGAUUCUGACCAAGGAUUGGCUACAAACAACACAAAUUAGUUUAUACAUCAGGUACUUAUAUCAUACUUUUGUGGUGCCGGGCUCAUUGAUAACAAAAUUUUCAUUUAUUAGCCCGCACAACACUAGUACCUACAGUGUUGAGUACCAUUCUCAAAAGAUUACUGAUGCAUUCAAAGUCAAAGGCAAAAGAAACAUGUUAUUUUUAGCUCCUCACAAUCCAGGGCAACAUUGGGUGCUUGUUUGUAUCAAUCCAUUCGUCCCUGUGAUUUAUUAUCUUGAUUCAUUAAGAGAUAGUGACUUUAAGAACUACAAAUCUAUGAGGAUAUUAUUUAAUCAGGCUGUAGCACGUUAUCGAGGAGGUGAAGGUCUCCCUCCAAACACCGAAAGACCUGAUCCUGUUGAGUUUUAUUCUUGGAAAAGAAUAAAGGUUUGUAUUAUUUUCUUAAUAAAACAAGUUGGUACAUAUCUAAAUGAUUGUUUGAUUGAUAUUUUAUGUUUGUUAUUCUGAAUAUGUUGUUCUGGAUUGAUGUAGAAUUUUUGGAAAAUUCUGGAACUUCCAAGUUAUAGGGGAGACUCUGCCGGAUUUUCGACAGCAAAUACUUGUAUCAUAUAUAUAACUUCAUCACUGAAGUAUUUUAAAUUAAGUUAGAAUUUAUUUCUACCAUAUAAAUGACAUCUUUUAUUGUUUUAUAGGUACCUACACAAUUACAAGGUUGGGAGUGUGGAUACUAUGUUAUG
This is a messenger RNA of Prosopis cineraria, 2559 nucleotides long. RefSeq lists its product as uncharacterized. Bases 284 to 2329 code for a protein of 681 amino acids. The transcript is spliced from 9 exons. NCBI's taxonomy places the organism in Eukaryota, Viridiplantae, Streptophyta, Magnoliopsida, Fabales, Fabaceae. The record is from RefSeq and is a predicted model, not a curated record.